Onychostoma macrolepis is the source of this 1450-nucleotide messenger RNA. It is a transcript of the gene aqp12, whose product is annotated as aquaporin 12. Gene Ontology annotation, molecular function: channel activity. The transcript is spliced from 3 exons. NCBI's taxonomy places the organism in Eukaryota, Metazoa, Chordata, Actinopteri, Cypriniformes, Cyprinidae. The record is from RefSeq and is a predicted model, not a curated record. Gene Ontology annotation, biological process: transmembrane transport. Bases 81 to 911 code for a protein of 276 amino acids. Gene Ontology annotation, cellular component: membrane; cytoplasm.
UUAUCACAUGCUGUGAGCAAAUACAGUGCUGCUGAGCUCAGAUCUUUCUUUCUGUCCAGCACAGCCGUCUGAACACCAGCAUGUCAGGCCUUAAUGCUUCGCUGGGCUACUUUUUAGCAAUAGUCGGCGUGAGCGCAGUCGGGCGGGUGCUGUUCGCGCGCUGGGCAUUCCUGACGGAGUUUAUCGCGGCUUUUGCGCUCGCCGCCUGCAGACUGGAGGUGGACACCAUCGCGGAGGUCGGCCAGUGGGCCGGCGCUCUUGGGCCUGACGUCGCUGUCACUAUGCUCUUCAUAUCCCUCGCUGUCCAUGGCGUCGUCAUGCAGGGCGUGAGCGGGAACCCGUCGGUGACGCUGAUGGGGCUCCUGCAGAAGGAUGUGGGCGCCGUGUCGCUCGUCCUCAGCGUGGCGGCGCAGUUACUCGGUGCGUACGUGGCACUCCUGGUCGCCGGUAAGUACUGGCAGAUGGAGCUGACCGACAUGCACAUGAUCAAGAACCUGAUGAUGUCCGAGUGCAGCACGUCGCUGCAGGUCUCGCCGCUGCAGGGAGUCUUCGCCGAAGCCCUCGGAGCGCUCACCUUUCACCUGAUUUACCUCGUCCUGAAGAACAGGUCGCAGCUGCUGCAGAUUCCCAUAUUCACAGUGUUGCUGACGUUCAUCGCUUAUGCAGGAAAUAACUACACUUCUGGAUAUGUGAAUCCAUCCCUGGCUUAUGCCAUGACAUUCACCUGUCCAGGACACACUUUCCUAGUGUAUUCUCUCGUCUACUGGCUCGGGCCUCUGAUUGGCAUGACUCUUGCGCUCUUCCUGUAUUUGGGAAACAUCCCACUGCUGUUCAGCAGGAAUCUGCUUUACUCCAAGAAGGGACGUUUCCGGGUUCCCAAAGGGAAAACCUCUGAAGACAAGAGCAGCUGAGGAGACAUAAAAACACAGCACUGAUGUGGUCACUUCAUAUACCAUAUUUUAUAGUCUCAAAACAUAUUAUGGUUGAACUUUAAAUCUGGUACAACAUCUCUGGUUACAUUUCUGUUCAUCUGGUUUGAGGUCUGCAACCAGUUUGAGCAAACCCCUCAUCUUUUGUGAAAUUUAUACUAACAUCUACACUGAAGAAAAAAAAAAAAAAAAUACAAUUUUUUUUUUAAAGCAAACAAUUUAUUUUAGCUACAUUUAAAAAAAAUAAUUAAAAAAAUGAAAGUUAGUCAACUAAAUUUGUUUAUUUAAAUGUAGCUAAAAUAAAUGUAUUGAAUUUUAGUAAAUUCAAUGAAUUUUUUUUUUUCAGUGUAGGAGCCAAAGAACAUUUUAUUAAAUAUAUAGUAAAAAUAUAAAAAAAUAUAUUUCAUAAGGGGGAAUAGGAAUAAUCAUACAAAAGUACAAAAUUGUGAUGCUGUGUCUGUAAAUGGCACUUUGAUAAACUAUUCAAAGUAUGCCACAAUGCAAUUAAAUAUUCUGUUAUA